AUGGAGCCUCCGGAGCAGGACGAGACGCCACUGGACGUGGAUGCUGGUGAGGAGGAAGAGGAGGUGGAGAUCUUCUCGGCCGAUGCAACAGCUUCUGCACACUCCUCCGCGCCGUCUACUGACCGGACGUCGCUGUUGCCGCCGGCCCCGCGUCGCUGCGUGUCCAAGGAGAUGCUGGAGCAAAUGCCGACGCUUAGUAUUAACACUCGCUACCAUGAUGUGACCAUGCGCAAGCCUUUCGGCUGCUUCCACCUCAUGCAGCUCAUCGAAAAGUCCAUUCAGGUGGGGGCGCUCUUCUCUCCCAAGCUCUUCGUGCCCAAGGAGAUCUGGCAGCAGGACAGAGUCAAGCUCGCGGGUGUCCCUCUUAAAGUGGAGGUGUUUCAUCAGCUCAAACAGGGGCUCGAGAAGACCAGUCAUGCGCUGCCACUGUCAUCGGAUACAGCCAAAGCUGCGUUUGUUAAAGAGCUGGACUCACUCCUGGACUUCGCGAGACAAGAGCGCGUGCACUUGAUCCGGUCGUUCCCAUUUCUGCCUCAAGAUAAGAGUCAUGUUGCCCCGCAGCUGACGCGUAGAGGAAGCAGCAGUGUGGCAGAAGAGGGCUCUGCGGAUGCUCACUCGUCUGGAAUCGGCAAGCUGACAAAUCUAGCUUUUGGGUUCGGACGCAUGGUCAAGAAACAGGCUAUUGCUGCGGUGGAACGCGUCGGUGCGGCUCCAUCCGUUUCAGUGUCUGUCGAUGAGUUGGAUGAGUACGCGGCUGUGCUCUGCAUGUUCUUCAAUUCCACGCGGAGCAUUGAAAAUUUACUUGGACUCCGAGCAGAUGCUGACGGCACUCAAGAACAAGUGAACGAUCCCAAGGCCGAAACGGAGGGCUCUCAAUUGGACCCCACUACUCUGAAGAAGCUAGAAGAUCUCGCCAUCUUCUUAGACGAGGUUGUCAUCGAGCUUGUAAUGCGCGAUGUUCACACUCUUUUGGAGCUCUAUAUGCGAAGACUGACGCGGCAGUUCGGAGAGUUUACUGUGGAACAGGCGAUGCUCAAACGCCAUCCGUCGAUAUCGGCGUAG
Molecule: messenger RNA, 1062 nt
Organism: Phytophthora nicotianae INRA-310
Lineage: Eukaryota; Oomycota; Peronosporomycetes; Peronosporales; Peronosporaceae
Exons: 7
Coding region: 1-1062 (353 amino acids)
Source: RefSeq, a predicted model, not a curated record